UGUUAUAUAAGGCAAGAAAUUUUGUUAUUUUAUCAGUUUACAAAGUGUUUGCCACUGAAGGUAUUAUUUUGCAAACGAAUAAUGAAACCACGUGUCUUAGUCACUACUAACACUGUACCAUCAGCUGCUAUAAAUCUUUUGCGUACAAAAUGUGAUGUUACAAUUAUUCAAAAACUUGUAAGUGAUCGUGAAGAAGUAUUGCAAGCACUUCCAGAUCAUGAUGCACUUUUUCUUAGUGGUCAUAUCAAUGUGAAUAGUGACUUUCUUGAUAAAGCAGGAUCGUCCUUAAAAGUUGUCUCAACGAUGUCAGCGGGUUAUGAUCAUUUAGAUGUUCCCGAAAUUAAAAGAAGAGGUAUUAAAGUUGGACAUACUCCUAUAGUUUUAUCAGCUGCCGUUGCCGAAAUGGCAGUACUUUUAUUAUUAAAUGCAGCAAGACGAAUUCAUGAAGGACGUCUAAAACUUGAACACGGUAAAGUAGAAACACAUGCACAAUGGUUACUUGGUCAAGACUUAAGAGGAUCGACAGUUGGCAUUGUUGGUUUGGGCAAUAUUGGUCAAGCUAUUGUUAAACGAUUGAAAGGAUUCGAUGUAGGUCAUUUCAUUUAUACUGGUCAUUCUCGUAAAAAAGCAGGAGAUGAGCUCGGAGCUGAUUUCGUAUCUCUUGAUGAACUUCUUGCACAAAGUGAUUUCGUAAUUGUUGCCACUCCAUUAAAUAAUGAAACUAGGGGAUUAUUUGAUGAUAAUACUUUCAAUAAAAUGAAGAAAAAUGCAGUGUUUGUUAACAUUGCUCGUGGACAAAUUGUAAAAACAGAUGCCUUGAUUAAAGCAUUGCGUAAUAAAACAAUUUUUGCGGCCGGCCUUGAUGUUACAGAUCCAGAACCAUUGCCACCAGAUCAUGAACUUCUUCAACUUCCUAAUGCUAUUAUUGUACCUCAUAUGGGCAGUGCUACUGUGAAGACAAGAAUUGAUAUGUCUCUUACUGCAGCACAAAACAUUCUCAAUGGAUUAGAGGAUAAGCCAUUGGUAUAUGAAUUAUAACUAAUAUGUUCUCUUGAACAUAUGUGAAAUAUAAAUUUUUAUUUCACAA
Apis laboriosa (Himalayan honeybee) is the source of this 1087-nucleotide messenger RNA. Its product is annotated as glyoxylate reductase/hydroxypyruvate reductase-like. Lineage: Eukaryota; Metazoa; Arthropoda; Insecta; Hymenoptera; Apidae. Bases 82 to 1038 code for a protein of 318 amino acids. Gene Ontology annotation, molecular function: hydroxypyruvate reductase (NADH) activity; hydroxypyruvate reductase [NAD(P)H] activity; NAD binding. The transcript has 6 exons. The record is from RefSeq and is a predicted model, not a curated record. Gene Ontology annotation, cellular component: cytosol.